UCCCGUGAUGCUUUGCGCCCCAAGCGGAACAGGCGCAAGAUGGCGGCUGAGCGGCAGGUGGCCGGUAGCGGCGGCGGUCGUGGAGGAGGAGGAGGAGCGGGUGGUAGCGGCGGCGGUUCAGCGGCCGGCCCCGAGGAGAACAAGGAGAAUGAAAAGCCGAAGUCGGGUGACCUCGGGGAUAGCCUGGGCCUGGAAAUCCUGCAGAUUGUUAAAGAAUCACAACAACAGCAUGGGUUACGGCAUGGUGACUUUCAGAGAUACAGGGGUUACUGCUCCCGCCGACUGAGAAGGCUCAGAAAAACUCUUAACUUCAAGAUGGGAAAUAGGCACAAGUUCACAGGGAAGAAAGUAACAGAAGAGCUGUUAUCUGACAACAGGUAUUUACUUUUGAUUCUCAUGGAUGCUGAGAGAGCCUGGAGCUAUGCCAUGCAGCUUAAGCAGGAAGCCAACACAGAACCUCGCAAACGAUUUCACCUGUUAUCUCGUCUGCGCAAAGCAGUAAAACAUGCUGAGGAACUGGAGCGCCUCUGUGAAAGCAACCGGGUGGAUGCCAAGACCAAGCUGGAAGCUCAGGCAUAUACAGCUUACCUCACAGGUAUGCUGCGCUUUGAGCACCAGGAAUGGAAGGCAGCGAUGGAGGCUUUUAACAAAUGCAAAACUAUAUAUGAAAAGCUGGCUAGUGCUUUCACAGAGGAGCAGGCUAUAUUAUAUAAUCAGAGAGUGGAGGAGAUCUCUCCCAAUAUUCGUUACUGUGCCUAUAAUAUUGGUGACCAGUCUGCUAUCAGUGAACUAAUGCAAAUGAGAUUGAGAUCUGGGGGCACCGAAGGGCUUCUUGCUGAAAAACUAGAGUCACUAAUCACCCAAACACGAGCAAAGCAGGCAGCCACUAUGAGUGAGGUAGAAUGGCGGGGAAGAUCAGUGCCAGUGAAGAUAGACAAAGUGAGGAUCUUCCUACUGGGGCUGGCAGAUACUGAAGCAGCUAUUGCUCAAGCAGAAGAAGAAGAAACUAAAGAACAUUUGUUUGAGUCCUUACUGAGUGAGUGUCGAGAUGCCAUACAAGCAGUUCGAGAAGAACUGAAACCAGAUCAGAAGCCGCGGGAUCACUCUUUGGAAGUGGAUUCUGGGAAAGUCACUAAUAUUCAAUACCUGCACAGUUACCUGACUUACAUCAAGCUGUCCACUGCGAUCAAGCGCAAUGAGAGCAUGGCAAAGGCUUUGCAGAAGGCAUUGCUGCAGCAGCAACAGCCAGAGGAAGAUGGCAAGCGUACUCCUCGGCCUCAGGACUUGAUACGCCUUUAUGACAUCAUCUUACAGAAUUUGGCAGAGUUGCCACAACUUCCUGGCCUAGAAGAAGAUAAAAGCUACCUAAAGGAGAUUGGAAUAAAGACACUGGUGUACAAGGCUUACAGGUGUUUUUUCAUUGCACAAUCAUACGUUUUGGUUAAGAAGUGGAGUGAAGCCCUUGUUUUGUAUGAUCGAGUUUUGAAAUAUGCCAAUGAAGUCCAGGCCCAGGCUGGAACUUACAAAAGCUGCUUAAAGGAGCUUCCUGAUGUUCAAGAGCUGAUCACCCAAGUGAAUGCAGAAAAAUACUCCCUGCAAGCAGCUGCCAUAUUAGAUGCGGGCGACAGCCAUGAGUCUGAGUCCCCAUCCCAGGUCAAAGAUGGCAAGCCACUUUCUGAACGGUUCGAGACAUUCUGUCUGGAUCCUUCUCUUGUCAGCAAGCAAGCCAGUCUGGUGCAUUUCCCUCCAGAAUUCCAACCAAUACCAUGCAAGCCUUUGUUCUUUGACCUGGCUCUCAACCAUGUCACUUUCCCACCCCUGGAGGACAAAGUGGAGCAGAAAGCCAAGAGUGGUCUUACUGGAUAUAUCAAGGGCAUCUUUGGAUUCCGGAGUUAACCAGGGCCGUUCUCGAGGAGAACACUUCUCUUCCUGUAUUGUGGGAAAGCUCCAGCAAGUUCAGACCUUAACUGCUUGUGUCUAAAAUCCACGUGGGAGGUUUUUUAAAUAUUUUCCCGGUAUUCUAUCUCUGUCUAUACACCUGGUUCAUUAGAAACUUUUCACCUUGAGAACAUGUAUAAUGUGCUCUGUCUUUAACAACAUCUCAAACUGAGGGAAAGAGCUGGAGUCUCAAACCACUUUUACCCAGUGGCUCAGGCAGGAACAAUACCCACUUUGCAUGGGCUACGCAUAUCUUAAUUUCUUUUGAUGGCUGACACUAAAUUGAAUUAGCUAGCCCAGUCCUCUGGACAGUACAGAGCAGAGGGAAAUCAAAGGCACAGAUAUAAAUGUGUCCAGGAUUGGAUUGCUAGCAGAUUGUGUGAAAACCCAAGUUGCCUGCCACUUUUACUUGCAGCCAUGUCAAGUUUUAAGUUUCAGAAACUUCAGAACUCUGAAACUCUUGGAUUAAAGAUUAUGGCUGAUAAUGAUCAAAGUCUAUAAGAUGUUUUAAAAUCUGUGGUAUAAUUUUUCCCCAUUGAGGCACCACUUCUCAUAGCAGGGGAAUAUGUUCCUCAAAACGCCUCUCUGAUAAUCUAAAAGGCUUUUGGUUUCAGAAAGAACAAGCCACAUGCAUUUUACACCUUAAAAGACUCCUUACGUUUCUUUCAUUUCCAUCUUCAAUUUAGCUGAUAUUGGUAAAUUGGAAGGGGUGUUUUGUUACUUAUUCUGUGUGUUUCAUCCUUUCUGACAUUACAUUCAGUUGUUUUAGAGAAUCCACUUAGUGAAAAAUCAGUAAAUGGAGCCACAAGAAUCUUAAGCAAUAAAGAUCUCAGCCAUGUGUUCAUGGGCACAUUUUCUAUGAGAAAGCAUUUAACUGUGCUGUGGGAAUCCAAGUAUCUUCAUGUCAAUAUUUUUUUCCAAAAAAAAUGCAUAGGCACAAUUCUAAAUAUUUGUGUAUGGGACUUUUCAAUGAGCUCUAUUACUAUUCUUAAAAGAUUUAAUCUAGUUAGGCUGAAAUACUAGUUGGCUCAGUCAGUCCUUAGCUAUAUUUUACUGUUCAUAUUUUUGUCAUGCUAUGCUCCCAGUUUUACUCUGUUUCUUGGCAUUGCUGGAAACAGUAUAAAACUGGGUUAUUCGGUUACGGAAAUAUUCUGCGAAAGGUAGUUCUCAACCAUUGAGUUCGUAAACUGCCGAGAAUUACCGUUUUCAGGUUAAAGAAAAAUCGGGUUUAAUUAUACCAAAAUUAUUGGAUUUGUUUACCUUGUGUAAAAGUCAUAGCCUUUUUCAGUAGGAUGUAAUAGUACCACAUCUGUUUUAAAAUACGUAUAUGAAUUGGGCUGUCUGAUCUGUGAGAGGGAACUUUUAUAGGAAAAAAGCUAUUGUGGAAGAAAAAAUGGAAGUAAAGAAUAUUUUUUAAUUUAUCAAGUGAUGACGUUUUACACAGAGAUGAGGUCUGGUAAACCAAUGAUUUGUCAGUUCUGUUGAAGACUAAAUGGAAGCAAGAGAUCUGUGUGAAGGGACUGUGGCCCAGUCUCCUUUCUGGCAACGUGCCUAUUAGUGUUUUGUUGAUUGUACUUUGCUUGAAGCUCCCCUGUCCUCCUCGGUUCAGAUCUGAAUUAAAUCUGAGAAUUGUGUUCCUCUUAUAUAUGCAACCCAACUUCCUUUUGUUUACCUUCUACCCCACAUCUGUGGGCAACUGGGCACAUUCCACUCCUACUGCUUUUGCCUUUGUUUAUUGUCACAAAUGGUUAAAGAUUUCUUUGUUAAAACAUACUGUGGCACAAAGCAUAUUAGCCAGCCAGCCAGAAAAGAAAUCCUGAAACAAUAAAGACUUAUUCCUGCCUUCUGA
Elgaria multicarinata webbii is the source of this 3787-nucleotide messenger RNA. RefSeq names its product signal recognition particle 68 (gene SRP68). The coding region runs from base 40 to 1896 and encodes 618 amino acids. Gene Ontology annotation, cellular component: signal recognition particle, endoplasmic reticulum targeting. Gene Ontology annotation, molecular function: signal recognition particle binding; 7S RNA binding; endoplasmic reticulum signal sequence receptor activity. The record is from RefSeq and is a predicted model, not a curated record. The transcript is spliced from 16 exons. Gene Ontology annotation, biological process: SRP-dependent cotranslational protein targeting to membrane. NCBI's taxonomy places the organism in Eukaryota, Metazoa, Chordata, Lepidosauria, Squamata, Anguidae.